UCGACUGCACAAAUCCACGUUUCUUGUGUCAUGGGUUUGAACGAUACACGCGAGAAUGCACUAAAUGCACAACUUAUGUUUGCAAUUUGUGUUACUGUUCUCGAACGCAUUCCACGUAAUUGGUAUUAAUAUACGAACAUCAAUCCGUUAAAAGGCGUGUCGUCCUUAUAGGAGGGAAGUUGAAGUGACGCAGGUUGUGAAGUUUUGUGCUGACAAACCAAGGGAUUCAAGCCCACCACGUGUGGCUCCUGGCACGGCUUGCAACGUGAUUUGUGGCGUCCCAGACAACCUUGCCACUCGUACCCCGUCAAGAAUUCCAUACUCGUGGUGAUGAUGGCAAGCAGUGGCAGAUGGUCAAGUAAAUCCUCCAAGACCGAUGGCCAUGUAAGCAGCGACCAGCAACCAGAGUGGGAUGAUGCGCUGCCUGUACCCAAACUCAGCUUCUCUGUGGCAUCUGUCCUCGUCUUCUGUCUGGCGGUACUGUGUUUCGCGAACAGCCACGAUGCAGGUUUUGUGUAUGACGACACAUGGGCCAUCAUCAACAACCGAGAUGUAUUACCCGAGACCCCACUCACAGCCAUAUUUGCUCAUGAUUUCUGGGGACAGGUGUUGGAUGGAAAGAGUCACAUGUCCUACAGACCACUUACUGUGAUGACCUACAGAUGGAACUACGCAUGGUCAGGAUCUCUGCACCCUGAAGGCUUCCACGUUGUCAACAUCGUCCUGCACGGCUUGGUGUCGGUCAUCUUCCUGGCAGUAUUCUCUGUCCUCAUGUCUGGUUACCAGGUGGACCAGGAAUCUGCUAGACCGGUGUUUGCCUCGCCCCGAGCUGCUCUCCUGUGUGCUGUGUUGUUUGCAGUUCAUCCCAUUCACACUGAAAGUGUUGCUGGGGUCGUGGGUCGGGCCGACCUGCUCUGUGCCUUGACCUUCCUUCUGUCAUUCCUUCUGUACGCGAGGGCCUGCCUCGACUCUUCAUACCUGGUCAGUUACCGUCCCGAGUCCUUCUCCCUGGUGACUGUACUGGCCAGUAUGUGUCUGUGUGUCGUGUCCACCUUCUGUAAGGAGCAGGGCAUCACUGUCAUAGGUAUUUGUAGCGUGUUUGACAUCGUCGUUGUGUGUAGAGUCGACCCUUUCCAGCUGAUGUCAUUCAAAAACCAUCACAUCAAGAGCAAGCAAAAAUGGGUUUUGGGUCUCAUCAAACGUCAUCUCGUCCUGUUACUGACUGGCGUGGUACUUCUCAUCAGUAGGCUCUGGAUAAUGAGAUCAUCAACACCUAACUUCUCUGAGGAUGAUAAUCCACAUGCCAUGGUAGAGGGCACACUGAUGAAGAUGUUGAACUACAACUACAUUUAUGCAAUGAACACUUGGUUGCUAUUAAACCCAUGGUGGCUGUGUUGUGAUUGGUCGAUGGGCUGUAUACCUGUCAUCACCUCAUUGGCUGAUCCCAGAAUACUGGCAGUCAUAGCUCUCUGGACUGGGUUUGGUGCCUUGUUCUAUGGUUGCUACAAGGGUGAACUCACUAGAAAUCGCAGGAUCCUGAUAACGUCCCUGGCAGUGUUGGGUAUUCCCUUUCUGCCAGCCAGCAACCUGUUUUUCCGUGUGGGCUUCGUGAUCGCAGAGAGGAUCCUGUACCUGUCCUGUGCUGGCUUCUGUAUGUUGGUGGUGCUCGGGGCAAGGCAGAUCUGCAUUCAUGUUCAUCUCACAGCAAAACAGUUUGUGUCCGGUGUGUUCAUGUUCCUUGUUUUGGUAUUUGUCCUUCGCUCGAAUGAGAGAAGCAGGGAAUACCGAGAUGAAAUGGCAUUAUUCACAUCUGGAGUCAAAGUGUGUCCGCUGAAUGCUAAGAUCCACUUCAACAUUGCUAGACUACACAAGGAGAACAACAAUACUGACGUUGCUGUUGAUGAAUUCAGGGUGGCUUUGAAACUGAACGCUCAAUAUGUCUGUGCAAUGGUCAGCAACUUGGCCUCGAUCCUGAAAGACAAAGACAUACUGGCUGAGGCGGAGGGGCUGCUUGAGAAAGCUGUGAGUGUCAGCCCAGACCACGUGGAGACAUGGAUGAACCUGGGAGUUAUACAGGCAGAGUUGGACAAGACCGAGUCGGCCGACGCCAGCUUCCGCAAUGCUCUCUUGCACUGUAAGGUGCACACGGACUGCAUGUAUAGCCUUGGCAAUCUGUACUGGCACCUGGGACGCCACACACAAGCCAUCGACGCCUUUCACAAUGUAACACAGGGUGCACCAACACACACUGCUGCCUGGGUGAAGUUCCUCCAGCUUCUCGAUGUUCUAGAGAAAUACGACCACGCUAUUGAGGUUGGAGAGAAGGCUUUGGCGGUAUUGAAAUAUGAACCAGAGUUGACGUUUCGCCUGGCUAAUAUUUACCUAAAGAAAGAGAAGUACAAGGAAAGUGAGAAGCUCCUACUUGUGGCCAUCAAGCGAGACCCUCAGAAUCCGUAUCUACAUCUAAAUCUAGGUGUACUAUACUAUCGGACAGGGAACAAUGAGAAAUCGGAGAAGGCCUACUUGAUUGCACUGAAAUUAGCGCCAAAUGACCCGCUCAUCCUGAAAAAUCUCCAGGCACUUCACAGAAAGAUGGGAAAAAUCCCACCUGUCAGUCAACUUGUUAUGGAAGAUGGGAAAAUAAUAUAAACAAUGUUUAUCUUGUAUUGCAGUCGACGUUUUGUAUGGUCUUUGUUCCCUUAUAAUAAAAU
Molecule: messenger RNA, 2711 nt
Organism: Haliotis rufescens (red abalone)
Lineage: Eukaryota; Metazoa; Mollusca; Gastropoda; Lepetellida; Haliotidae
Product: protein O-mannosyl-transferase TMTC4-like
Exons: 17
Coding region: 331-2649 (772 amino acids)
Biological process (GO): endoplasmic reticulum unfolded protein response; protein O-linked glycosylation via mannose
Cellular component (GO): endoplasmic reticulum
Molecular function (GO): protein binding; mannosyltransferase activity
Source: RefSeq, a predicted model, not a curated record